UACAUAUUUCUUGAGAAAGAGAAGAAAAUAAAUGAAAACUUUCAUCGUAUGACUUUACAUAUUGUAUUAUUGUGUGUUUUUAAAUAUAUUCGUUUCACUCCACAGUUUCCUCUGUCAUCAUUGAACUAUUCCGAGUGCAUGUCAUAAUAAAUUACCUCGUCUUUUACUCCUGGAGUGUUAUGCAUCAUACAGCACUUACACCUCGAAAGCAACCGAGAUACUGUACAUUGGAGACGACGUCGAAAAAUGAUUAAAAAAUAUAAAUGAAAAAAAAAUUCUAUAUAUUUGGUGUAGAAUUUCCCAGCUAAAGCUCUCGAAGCACGAAAAAAGAAAACACAACAAGCAACAAAAAAAUAGAUUGCAUCCGAGGCGUCUUAAUGUCGCUAUCGAGCGAUAUGACACAUUCUUGCUAAAGUGAAACGAAACGAGCGUCAACGAAUGAAAUGGCGAUAGUUUAAGUUUAAAAAAAAAGUUUAAACACAAAAAAAUACAUGAAAAAAUACACAAGGAACCCAUAGAGCUCUUGCCUUGCUGCGAAAAAUUUUCUGGACGCCGCACCACCGAUAAAGAAAAAAAUACAAGAAAGAAGGCAGCUGCAAGCCCAAUUGAAGCAACAACAAAAGCAUCGUUGAUCCAGAAGACGGAAAACUCACUGCUUGCAGUUAGUGAGUAGGAGAAGAAGAAAACGGCACUACACACAACUUGUGUUAUUUUUUUCGUCGAAGCUUUUUUUCGUCCUUCAAUGCACAUUAUGGAAUAGAGAAAAAAAAGCUCACCACCACAAGUGCUAGCGCAAGUAAACAUAGAAUUGAACGAAGAUAUAACGUUUUGAGGAGGCGAAAAAAAAGUGCAUACAUACUUAAAAAUAUUCAUUCGGAUACAUUGCCAGAAAGAACAUUUUUUACGAGGCAAAAAUAAAGCAGACCAAAACCAACCAGUAGAAUAUUAUUUCAUAGAGAAUUUUUUUCAUGGUGGAAAUUCGUCGGAUUUUCUCUACUGCUGCUGCUUGUUUGCUUUUUUUUGGUGUUCGGGACAAAGUUUCCGUUAAAAUAUUUUUUCAUAUUUUUCGGGAGUUGAACGUAAAGUACACUUGUAGAUUGACUGUCCAAUUUAGUGGAAGAAAGAGUUCUCUAGAUCUCGAACGCAAUUGAAAAACUUAUUGAAGUAGUGAAAUAAAGAAGAAAAAAAAAGUGAAUAGAGAUUUGUGUAAUAAGAUUUGUGUUAAAAGAGUAGUGAAAUAAAGAAAGAAGAGAAAAAUAAGACAGAAGUUGUAAACAGUUGUAGAUAAACAGAUAAAUGCAUAUCUUUAAAACAUUAUUAUCAAUGCCAAUGUUUCAAAAAUUUAUUGACUUUGCGUCACAUCGCUUUGUGGCAAACGAAUUGGAGAAAAAUCAAAUUUCAAAAGAAGAAACAAUUGAAAAUUAUUUUUCGGCAGUGGACAUUAAAAAAUGGCGGAUUGUUCUUAUAUUCGUUGUAUACAAGAGCGACGAUUUAUAAAGCGCGAACUUCAGAAGUGGUACAAGGAUAUGGUUUAUAUUGUUGGAUUAGAACGAGUUGCUGAGGAAUUGAUGGGACGAAGAAAAUGGAAACAGUAUCAAGAUUCUUUAGCUCAAUCAAAUGCAACGGGUUUAUUAGAGAAACAAUCUCCCUCAAUUGAUUAUCAAGAAACAAGUAAUAAAUUGACAGCAGAAAAAAAAAAGAAAAUUGAAAUCAAACCGGAAGCAAAGGAAGAAAAUAAAUUAAUGACCAUAGAAGAAGACGUCGGCGAAAAAUUAGAAAGAGAAAUAAAAACGGAAGAGGACUCCGAUAAUCACAUUGACGCAAAAAGUGGACUGUUGGUAACAGAGAACGUCACUUCCCAUUCUCCAAAGCCAGUAGAUUGGAAGCCACAAGAAAAGUGUUACUUUUGUGUUGACGGAAAACUUUUAAAAGUGAACGAGAUAGGCGAGCUUGUCGUUGAGGCAGGUCCGGUACAACCGGAAACUGAACUACUCAACAAACAUAUAAUUGAAUCAGAAGAUUCAAGUUCAAGUUCAGAAACUAUACAAAAAACAACAAUUCAACAAUCAUUGCCAUCGAAUUUCAUUCCUAAGAAUUUGGAAGCUUUGUUGAAGACAAUCGGAGUUGAUCCGAAUAUGACGUCUUUAGAAUCUAUGGCAGCAGCUGCUCAACUUGCAGCAUUCCAACGACUUCAAUCAGUUCCCGAACUGAAUCAGUUAAAUCCAUUUUAUCCAAAUGUAUUUUUCCAACAAUUUCAACAACAAAUAUCUCCAACGACAACACCCGAUCGGACAUCAAGUCCAUCCGUGAAAAUACCGACAAAUGUUGAUCUUCCAAUGCCAUCGCCGACCAACCAAUCGGGUGAGCAACCGCUUGAUCUCAGCGCAAAACCUGGUGGAUCAUCAAUGGGUGACUCAAAAAAUAUUUUCAAAGCAAAGCCACGAAUAUCAACAGUUCCAGGUCGUCGUUCAUACACAGAAGAAGAACUUAACAAUGCAUUGCAAGACAUUCUUAGUGGUAAACUUGGCACGAGACGUGCUGCUGUUUUGUACGGAAUUCCAAGAUCAACAUUACGAAACAAAGUUUACAAAUUGGCCAUUGAGCAGAAACGUGAACUUUUGGCAAACAAUCCACCAAUUGCUGUGCUUGAGGGUGACGAUGAUGACAAAGAUUCAGAACAAGAGGAAGACAAAGUUGUCAACAAACAAAAUUCAAAUGAUCAAUUGCAAGCAUAUUUGAAGUUGUUUGAAAAUUCGCAACAAAUGAAAGUUGAACCAAAAUCAAAUGCAUGGUCAAUGGAUCCAAAUACAUUGCUUCAAAGUCUUUUACUGGCAAACGCUAGUGGACUUGGAGGUUUAGGUGGGUUUCCAUCAUUCUUUCAGUCAUCAUCGAAAGAAGAACUGCCAGAAUUCUUACGUAAACUUUUAACCCAGCCGAAAGAAAUGAAAGCAAAUGAAAAUGAUAAAAAUGAUAACAUCACAAAUGCUAGCAAUGGUAUCGCAAGUCCCAUCGAUCGUUUAUCAAUGUUGAACUUAUUCCAACAACAAUACAAUCACAAAGCAAACUCAUCAGCAACACCCGACAUGGAUAUGGAAGGUAGCGACGACUCUACGAUCAAUUCUUCAAUUCUCAAAGUUCCGUCCGUUAAAUCAUUGUUUGGACCGGGAGCUUUAUCUUCAUCAUCAUCAUCAUCCGCCCAAAAUAAAAACGGUGACGUUUCACACUCUACACCUUCCACUUCGCCACAAAUUGCUUCUGUUCUAUCUACGAGUCCACAUAUGCAACCAUCUUCAGGCCUUCAACAAUCAUCAUCGAUGGCCAGUCAUUUGGGAUUAAGAUCGCCACCAAAUCUUAAUCGACAGAGAAGCGAAAGCUCAUCACCGCCAAGUGCAAAGUUCAACCUUCAUGACGUUAUUCGUCAGAGUAUUAGCAAAAAUUUCCAAUCGAACCUUAUGGAAGAUCACAAACAUUCCACGCCACUUAUGAUUGAUCCAAUGGAUCCAUUCCAGAAUAAACGUCCUAGUAUUUCAGUUAUCAAGAAUCUAGGCGGCACUGAUAUCUCGCGAUUCGGUAGCAAUCCAAACAUCACACAACUUACGCCCCAACAAUUAUCACCGAAUAAUACUGGCACAGGUGGAAAGGGAACAAGACCAAAGCGCGGAAAGUAUAGAAAUUAUGAUCGCGAUAGUUUGGUUGAAGCUGUGAAAGCAGUUCAACGUGGUGAGAUGUCGGUUCAUCGUGCUGGAAGUUAUUAUGGUGUUCCCCAUUCAACAUUAGAAUAUAAAGUUAAAGAGCGACACUUGAUGAGACCGCGUAAACGAGAACCGAAGCCACAACCACUCGAUUCAUCAGCAUCAUCUUCGACUGCCAAAACUGACCUCAGUGGUUUACGUACAAUUGAUAAAAAUAAACCAAUACCGACGAGUAAGCCUCCAUUGAAGCCACCAUAUGUGGCAAACAACGGUUUGAAGAUGCCGCCAUUUUUAGAUCCGGCAAUGGCUGCACAACUUCAAUUGCAAUCACAAUUGUUUUGGCAACAUUCUGGAAAUUUCCCAUCAAUGCCUGGCCUUGAUUUCGGUCGAAGUUCGUCUCAAAAUUCAGCAUCUGGUUUCCCACCAAGUGCUGAGAAUUUUUUUGCACAACAAAUGAUUCAAAAGAUUCAAGAAGAACAGCAACAACAAUUUAAAUCGCCAGUGAAUGGAAAUCAGAAUAAUUCCAAUGUCAAGACACAACGAGAUUCAGAAAAUAUGUUUGAUGCUGGUGGAACUAAUGGCUCGUCAUUGUUUCUUGAUGAAGUUAUUCGUCAAAGUCUCGAUAAGAAAACAAACGAAUUAAAUCAUGGAACUUUAUAUGAGCAAUUGCUGAAAAAUACGAAAAAUUCUAUGCUUAGUUCGGGUGCAUCUGAUGAUAAUGGAUACUCUCCUAGAUCAUCCAAGGCAAUGAAAAGAUCGGGAAGUCCUUCUGACUAUAGUCAACAUCCCGAAAUUAAAAGAGAGCGUGCGAGUCCGCCACCAAACGAUAAUGACUCUGAUUAUUCAAUAUCAGGUCAAAAUCUGGCGUUAAAAGAAGAACUUAACGGUUCAAUGAAAAAUGAUAUAUCGGAUACUAAUUCAUAAUUGAUAGCCAAAAAAAAUACUAACUUACACGUAAUGAUAUAGCAUUUCAUGUUAAGAAACAAUCUUCUCACGAGAGUCUCAACUGUAACGAGAAGCUUGUGUUAAAAAUAAAAAGUGCAAGUUAAAAGAUGUAUACGUAGUUAUGGAAAAAAAUAAUAAGGAGAAAACCAUCAAAUGAUGUUGCAUUGAACUGCAUAAAUGAUUCAAAAUAUGGCAGAAACAUAUUUUGAUUAAUAAAAAAAUAUACAAAAGUAAGAAAAAUAAUUAAAUCAAACCCUCAUGAUUAAAAUUGUCCAUAACGCUUAAAUAAUAAGAACUUUCCCAAUUUUAUUAGUUUAAAUAUCACUGGGUGUGUGUGUAUGUGUGAGUGGCAUUUACAUCAAUGCACCGCACUUUAGCUAAUGUUUUGCGAAUCAUAAAUAAAUGAAAAUAUUGUUGUAAUAUUUUUCAUCAAUAGAUUUUCUUUUGACAAUCGACAUGAAAAAGGCUUUUCCAAUUUUACUGAUGAAAAUAAAAUGAUGACAUCAAAAUCGAAUUAUUUUCUAUUAAAAAACUUAUUUAAAUCACAUAAUUCUUAAUAAAAAUUUUAAUUUCUUGACGAAAAUUGUUAAAGAAAUGCAUGGAAGAAAAAUUCUGCGAAACUCAAAAUUAAAUAAAAUUUAAAAUAAUCUGAAGCGAUUGUGACUCUUUGUCCAAUCAGCUCUGAUAAAUCACUCAAAUGUACCAAAAAAAAUAAGCAUUUUUGACUUAUACAUAUUUCGUGUAUAAAAUUAUAUUGAUAUUUGGUGUUCAAAAUUAAGUAUAAAAAUAACAAAAAAUUACUGUUUGUAAUCGAUGUAUACAUUCCGCGAAAAUAUUCAGAAAUAACUGCAUUUGAAGACCACUUUUGGACCUUUGAUUACUUCAGGAUCUUUCUAAUGCAUUUUCUUUGGAAGAAAACUUUUCUUCUAAUCACAUUUCCCUUUGAAUUCUUUUCAAUUUACAUAGUUUCCAGCAUGCAUAAACACUUUAAAAGAAAUCAACAAGACUUGACAUGAAAGAAAUCUAAAGCGAGAUAAACAAUAACUCAUCAUUGAUAAAUGCUAAAAGCUGAAAUCUGAUAACGUUGGUUACAUAUAGCGGUCGAGAACAAUAAAAUGUUUACGAAAAAUAAAUAAUUCACAAAAAUAAAACAAAGAUUGAUGAUGAUACUUUUGAUAUACAACAUAUUUUUAUGAAAGACUUUUUACAACGUUUAAAUCAUGAGGAAAAGAAUUCGGAUUAAACAGAAUUUAAAAUUUAAAAAAAUAAAAAACAUAAAAUUCAAAAGUAAUGUUAUUUAGGAGAAAAAAAAUCAAACAUCUUUAAAUCGAUUUAUGCUAUUGACGGUGAACUAUAUUUUAAAGAAAGCAAAAAAAUGAAAUUAUUUAUAUACACAUAUUAUAUAUACAUAAUGAAAAAUGGAAAGAAUAUAUGUGUGUGUCUUCACGUGUUGCAUAAUACCUCAAAAACUUUAAACAAAAGGUAAAUUAUGAUUUGUUUCGGCAUUUAUUUAAUUCCUGUCGAAAUUUUCUCUAUGAAAUAUCAAAACCAAAGUAAAGUUCAUUUUAAAUCUACAUACGGUUGAAGCUGAAGCAAAUUCGUGUAUGACUUAAAUUUUUAAUUAAAUUUCGUCAUUUACGGAACUUUGCCAUGCAGAUCCAUUAAAAAAAUUGUAUACCUAUUUUAAAAUCAAUCUAUCCAAAUGAAAAAAGGAAUCACUUUCGAUAAAGAAAAAAAAAUCAUACUACCUAGAACAUAUAUUUUCGAUGUUUUCAAAUCAUAAAUAAAAAUAAUUGUCUGGAGGAAUUUAUGGAAUAUAUAAAAACAAAAAUAUUUUGCUUACGGGAGAUUUUUCCCAAUAACUUUUCGAGAUUAUAAAAAUUAUACUUGUGAAAUCAAAUGAAAAAAAUAAUCGAGUUUUUGGCUAUACUAUGAUGAUAUGAAAAGGACUUAUUGAUAACAUAAAACAUACCUUUUUGUAUAAAUUUUGUUUUCGGGUCAUUUAUCCCAAUUUAAAUAUUGUCUUUUGUAAACACGUGGCACUGUCUGUGAUUUAUCAUAAAGAAAAUAUGUAAGAACCAUUGAAUCGUUUCAAGCACAUUGAACAUGCGCCUCUUAAAGUGUUUUGAGUUUAUGCAAUCUUUACGUUCUGAAGUUAAAAAUAAGAAAAGGAAAGUAUGGAAAGUUCAUGAAAAUUAAGAAAAGCCACAUUUUAUUAUAAAAAGAACGAGAGAAAACAAGAAAAAUCAAAAAUACAUUCUAGUAAAAUUUAAACAAUUUUUAAAUGAUCAAGAAAAUAUUUAAAAGAAAAUAAACGUGAAAACUAAGUGCAAUUAGAAUGAUGAGAAAAAUAAAACCAUAUUGAAUGAAAAAUAUUAUGUGUAAUAAGGAUAUUCAAAUGACAAACCUUAUAAUCAAAUUAUCAUCUUGCGAAAAAGAAAAAUUCAAAAGCUUUGUAAAGA
Molecule: messenger RNA, 7099 nt
Organism: Clunio marinus
Lineage: Eukaryota; Metazoa; Arthropoda; Insecta; Diptera; Chironomidae
Source: the annotation of a GenBank genome assembly